Tribolium castaneum (red flour beetle) is the source of this 1506-nucleotide messenger RNA. Its product is annotated as cyclin-dependent kinase 20. Gene Ontology annotation, molecular function: protein serine/threonine kinase activity; ATP binding. Gene Ontology annotation, cellular component: nucleus. The coding region runs from base 519 to 1505 and encodes 328 amino acids. Gene Ontology annotation, biological process: protein phosphorylation. The record is from RefSeq and is a predicted model, not a curated record. The transcript is spliced from 5 exons. Lineage: Eukaryota; Metazoa; Arthropoda; Insecta; Coleoptera; Tenebrionidae.
UUUCCCUUUAUUAGGAUGUGCUCUUACGUUUACAAUUUGGUGCCUUUACGUACUUUUACCUUUUGCUGCAUUAUUUACUUAUUUCUGUUUUUUUUGCUCCGCUUUACGUUUAUACGUCUAUGUGUUCUCUCAGUCUCUUAUUUUUGUUUACGUGUUUGUUUCACUUACCUUUUCUAAACUUUUUUUCAUAGAAAAAUUGUUGCCGUGAUCCGGGUUCGAACACCCGACCUCCCCCGCCGAAAGUGGCGCUUAUACCACUGGGCCACCAGGGCCCCAAGUACUGACCGUCUUUUUCAGAUAUUUUAACACAAACUUUUUAAAUAAAUCAUCAUUAAGAACUAUACAGGUGGUCGAUUGUUACAUUGUUUUCCCAAAAAUCACAGAAGAAAGCCUAAACUAUUUAUUAUUUUUGUUGACUACAGUAAAAGCUAAAAAAAGUAAAAUAAUAAAAACAUGGCUCAAAAUUCAAAUUAUGCGGCCCAUUAUUGGCAUAGCAACACCGAUCACAACAAACCCUAAUGGAGAACUACAAGCUGUUGGGUAAAGUGGGCAAAGGAGCCCACGGCCUAGUUUUCAAAGCCUUGGACUUGCAAAAUAAUAAAACAGUCGCUCUCAAGCAAAUAGCUGUAGUUAACGUCACUAAUGGAAUACCAAAAAACACCAUGCGUGAGAUUUGCGUUUUACGAGCCCUUCAGUCAAAACAUAUUGUUAAACUGGUGGACAUAUUCAACGUCGACAGUUCCAUUAUCAUAGCAAUGGAGUACUUGCAGAGGAGCUUAUCGGACGUUCUGAAAGACAUAGAACGGCCCUUAACCACCCCACAGAUUAAACUGUACACGAAAAUGAUCCUGAUGGGUGUGGAGACCAUGCAUUCGAACCGAAUCAUGCACCGGGACUUAAAACCCGCCAAUUUGCUCAUAGACGACCACGGCGUGUUAAAAAUCGCCGACUUCGGUCUGUCUCGAAUUUACAACAAGGAAAAAGACCGUCAAUAUACCCACCAAGUGGGGACGCGGUGGUACCGAGCCCCUGAACUUUUAUACGGCUCGCAAAAGUACACCCCAGCUGUGGACAUUUGGGCCGUUGGGUGCAUUCUAGCCGAAAUGAUCAACAAACAACCUUUAUUUCCCGGGGAGACGGACAUUGCCCAACUCGCCAUAGUCAUUGCAACUUUGGGGACCCCAAAUGAGGAAAUCUGGCCCGGACUGACAUCGCUUCCUGACUACAAUAAAAUCGCUUUUACACACAGCGAUGGCCAGACCUGGAAUUCCAAAUUUCCCGAUUGUGACGAAGCUACGGUUGAUUUGAUUCAACAGUUUUUGCAUUACGACCAAAGCAAACGGAUUGGGGCAAAAAAAGCCUUAAAUCACCGAUUUUUCUUCGUAAAGCCGCUCCCUUGUGAUCUGGACCAAAUGCCCAAACCUAGCGAAGUAAAGACUGAAACUUGUUGGCUUGCCAAAGAUUUUGAUGAUAUUGUAAACAUGAAUAAAGUUGUACACAUCUGAA